Limulus polyphemus (Atlantic horseshoe crab) is the source of this 3618-nucleotide messenger RNA. RefSeq names its product arfGAP with SH3 domain, ANK repeat and PH domain-containing protein-like. NCBI's taxonomy places the organism in Eukaryota, Metazoa, Arthropoda, Merostomata, Xiphosura, Limulidae. Bases 30 to 2534 code for a protein of 834 amino acids. The record is from RefSeq and is a predicted model, not a curated record. The transcript is spliced from 23 exons. Gene Ontology annotation, molecular function: protein binding; GTPase activator activity. Gene Ontology annotation, cellular component: cytoplasm. Gene Ontology annotation, biological process: positive regulation of GTPase activity.
CAUAAGUGUUAUCCUUUAUCUUCUUUCAGAUGCAAAACUUGAACAAUAUAAUCAUGUUUCCAGUAGACAAUCUGCUGAAAGGAGAUCUCCGUGGUGUGAAAGGGGAUUUGAAAAGACCAUUUGAUAAAGCAUGGAGAGAAUAUGAAACAAAAAUGACAAAAAUAGAGAAAGAAAAGAAACAACAAGCUAAAGAAGCAGGGUUAAUUAGGACUGAAAUAUCCCCAGCAGAGGUAGCAGAAAACUUGGAGAAAGAAAGGCAGAUGUUUCAACUUCAGAUGUGUGAAUAUCUCAUUAAAGUAAAUGAAAUUAAAACCAAAAAGGGUGUGGAACUUCUGCAGCAUUUGGUUGAAUACUACCAUGCACAAAAUAAUUUUUUCCAAGAUGGACUAAAAACAAUAGAACACUUCAGUGUCUACAUUUCAGAAUUAGCAACAAAACUUCAAAAAAUCAGACAAAAACAGGACGAGGAAAGAAAGAAGUUAAUAGAUCUUCGUAAUAUUCUGCGAUGUUCUCCUUCACUGGUUGGAAGAGAGCAAGUUGGAACAGUACAAUCAGGUUACACCCUUCACCAGCUUCACGGAAACAAACAUUACGGUUAUACCAAAACAGGUUAUCUAAACAAGAAGUCUGAUGGGAAGGUGAGAAAGGUAUGGCAGAAGCGGAAAUGUGAGACUAGGGAUGGGUAUCUCUUCAUUUAUCACUCUGAUGAAACCAAAGCACCUACCAAAUUGAAUCUACUCACUUGUCAAGUCAAAACAGUGCCAGAUGAAAAGAAAGGUUUUGAUCUUGUUUCAUAUAACAGAACAUACCACUUUCAAGCAGAAGAUGAAGGAGAAAUGGAAGCGUGGAUGUCAGUCCUGGUCAACUGUAAAGAAGGGGCCUUGCGGAAAACUUUUGAUGACACUGGGCAGCCUGAUGGAGACAAAUUAAACCAUAGUCUUUUUGAACUCCAACAAAGUAUUAUACAACAAAUUCAGCGACUUCCAGGAAAUGAUCGUUGCUGUGACUGUAAUACCACCAAAGAAUUCCUUGAUUUAGAUCCAACCUGGUUAUCCACAAAUUUUGGGAUUCUAACAUGUAUAGAAUGCUCGGGUAUCCACCGUGACUUGGGAGUCCACAUCUCGAGAAUUCAGUCUCUCACACUUGAUAACAUAGGAACCUCUCAACUGUUGCUAGCCAGAGUAAUGAGUAAUGCAGGGUUUAAUGAUGUGCUGGAGGCAACACAGUUCAGGAAGCCUUCCCCUUACAGUUCCAUGGAUGAAAGGUGCGAGUUCAUUAGGUCAAAAUAUGUGGAAAAGAAGUUUGCCAUCAGGACAUGUUCUGAUGAAAGAGACCUUAGAAAUGACCUUGAACUUGCUGUGACCUCCAAGCAUCUGUACCAGCUACUUCAGGCUUUUGUGGAAGGAGCUGACCUUACGUGGGUUCUUCCAAGUAGCAGAGGUGGUGAAACCAGUCUACAUGUUGCUAUAAGUCGGGAAGAAGGCUCAUCUCUCCAUAUUGUAGAUUUCAUUAUACAGAACAGUUCCACCAUCGACAAACAAACCAAACAUGGGAACACACCUUUGCACAUCUGUACACUUGAGAACCAAACUGAAUGUAUGAAAUUAUUAUUAAGAAGUGGGGCCAACCCCCAGAUUGAAAAUUCUGAGGGAAGGACUCCUCUAGAUAUAGCCAGAGAGAAGGAAUUUCACACAUGUAUAGAAUUGCUUGAACAUGCCCUUCAGAACAAGAAAACUCUGUUUGAAAAUGUUAACAUUGAUUGGCGGCUAACUCAAGAAGAUGGUUCAACUGACUUUAGCGAUGAAGAUUUUGCUGAUGACAAGUAUUGGGUAUUUACCAUGGGUAGCCUUAAACAUGCUGUUAAUGGGACAACCAGGCUAGCACCACGUGUCAGAAAAUUCUCUCUCUCCGUACUUGAACAAAGAGACCCUUGUGAAAGACUAGUACUGGGUACUCAAGUAACUCCUGAAAGACGAUGUUGCUCUCGGCCUCCUAGUGUCCUAGGAAAUGAGUUUCCAUCUCUCAGGUCUAAAUCAAUCUGUGAACAAAGUUCACACCUGAUGCCACCUCGGCCUCAAAGUAAAAAACCUUCUGCAGCUGCUAAAGUUGUACAUCCCAAAACAUCACAGUUUCUUAUGAGGAAAAGUGCAUCAGAAAAACCACCGUCGCAAGUCCACGGUACUCUUCAAAGACCAAAAUGUCACCCUCCUCCAGCACCACCUGGGUUCAGUAAUGAGUUACAACAGAAACUAAUUAAUGGACAAUCGUCAGAAAGUUUGUCGUCACUGGCUUCAGAUGCAGAAAAUGCUGUACCUGUUCCUCCACCUAGAAAACGUCAUGAAAGCACAAAGUAUCGCUGUCGAGCCCUGUAUGAUUGUGAAGCAGACAGAGAAGAUGAACUCUCUUUUCAAGUAGGAGAGGUUAUUGUGAUAAUUCAUGAGACUACAGAGGAUGAAGAGUGGAUGGAAGGGAUGAUUGAAGGAGAACCUCAGAGACGCGGGUUAUUUCCAUCAAGUUUUGUCCGUAUGCUGUAAUUUUAUUUCUAAAGUAAUGCUUUGAACAGAACUAAAAACAGCCAGUACUUGUGCGUGUUUACUUUAUAUCGUUGGUCAGAAUUUUGAAUUUUCAUAUUUGAAACCUAGAAUGGGCUUGUCAGUAUGACAGCUACUUCGUAGUUACAGAUGUCUGAAAAUAAGACUGUGAUUUUUAUGAAAAUAUUCCACACAGUCUGCUCACUGACUUUCUUGGCAGCUUAUGUGAUGAUGAUAAAAAUCUGUUGUAUGAUUAUUUUAUGAAGAUUUCUACUGAUUCCUGUCUUGUAUAUAGAACAAUUAUUGUCAAAGCAAGAUUUUUUUUAGACUUCAUGAUGAUGCAUUAACAUUCCCUAAACAACAUAAAGACUAGAUUGAAGGUGUUAAUUCACAUCAAGUAAACCACCAACUUCAGUGUUAACCACUCAUCAAACCAGUGGAGGUUCAUUUUACUAAAAUUUUCAACAUUCUCACAUAGUUUCUUCUAUUUCUGUUUAAAGAAAGACAAUGUCAAAAAUUAACAGCAAGUAAAGAGUUAAGUUUUUCUUCUGUUUAUGUGAUCAUGACCGGUUUUAUGUGUCAUAGGUUGUAUUGUGUUUGGUUACUUUGCAGUUGGACCUAGUAUAAGGCUAUAAUUCUGUUUUCUUAAACAUAAUAAUUGUUAAUCCUACUUUUUUUAAGUCAGUGCUUCAAAGUAAAGCAAAAGUUAAAACAUGAAAAAGAAUAAACAUGAAGUUAAUGUGGAAAUAUUAUUUUUCAUCUCACAACCUUGGAGCAUGAGCAUAUUGUAAUUAAUUUUAUUUCAUUUGUUAUAAAUGAAAGCUUUGUUCCAGUAGUUUAACAUCCUAGUCUUGUAAAUAAGACAGUUGUGAACAUAUAUAUAUAUUGUUUCGGUUUUUCUAAAUAACCAUUCUUUAUAGUAAAAUGUAUAAAAUUUCAAACAGUUAUUUUAAUAUGGCAUCAAAUAAAGUUUAGUCUAAUGUCAAUUGACAGUAGAAAUUUGGUUCAGAUACAUUUUCUUAUGCUUUAUUAAUUUUACACUUUAGCUAUGUGUGAUUCAGAAUAAAAAUUUUAUUAUAAAUAAGCA